Molecule: messenger RNA, 824 nt
Organism: Ruditapes philippinarum (Manila clam)
Lineage: Eukaryota; Metazoa; Mollusca; Bivalvia; Venerida; Veneridae
Exons: 9
Coding region: 158-769 (203 amino acids)
Source: RefSeq, a predicted model, not a curated record
GUUGAUAGCGUCUUUCCUAGUGAACACUAUUGCUGUGGGUUAUGGUUAUUUUACGUUGCCGCCAAACAAAUUGAGAUGCCGUUCAUGCAAAAGAGCCUCCGAUCUUUCGGACUGUAACCACCUGGAGAUAUGUGAUAAAACCCUUCAGGAUUGUUACAUGGAACAGGUCGUAACAGACACACAGUCAAUUGUGUAUAAUGGAGGAUGUCAGUCUAAACAGGUUUGUGCCGUUGCUUCGGGCUCGACGCCUGUUGGUAAGAAAAGAGAGAUGAUAACUUGCUCCAGAUGCUGUAAUACUGCCGAUGACUGUAACAAACGUCUAUGUGGAUUGCAGGAACCCUCAACUAACUCCGUGCGAUGCUACCACUGUGACCACAGAACAUCAUCUCAAAGUGAGGUCAAAGACCCAGACACCUGUGUUACUCUUGGGUACUGUCAACCAAAUGAGAAAUGUUACGUUUCACAAUAUGACGUUGGUGGAAGAGACACGUAUUUCUACGGAUGUCUUAACAAAGUGGUAUGUGAGACUCUUAUGAAGUCAGCCUACCAAGAUUAUCUAGUAUGUGUUGCUAACAAAACCCAAACCUUGUCCAAUUCUGACCGGGAUAAUAUCUGUGGUAUCAUUAAUAAGCGCAGUGCCUUUCUCUGUACCUCUUGUUGUGGAGAUAAUGGUUGUAACUAUGGCACAUGUAAAGAACUAAGAGAGAGAUUGUUUAACCUCGCUUUACUCGGAAAAUUUGAUUUCAGUACUUUGAAAAUUAUUCCUUAGUUUAUUUCAAGUUGCAUGACAACAAAUUCAAGCAGAUAAAGUAAUUUACAUAUUA